Messenger RNA from Agrilus planipennis (emerald ash borer), 2178 nucleotides. RefSeq names its product proliferation-associated protein 2G4. The transcript has 6 exons. Bases 22 to 1155 code for a protein of 377 amino acids. The record is from RefSeq and is a predicted model, not a curated record. NCBI's taxonomy places the organism in Eukaryota, Metazoa, Arthropoda, Insecta, Coleoptera, Buprestidae.
UUGCGUGUAUACUUUUUUCUGAUGUGUCUAUUUCAAAUUGUAAUAGAGGCGAUUCGUCCAUGUGUAUCAGGUGGAUCAAGUACAAAAAUGGCUGACGAGAAAGAUGUCCCGGAGAAAACCAUCGCCGAAGAUUUGGUUGUUACCAAAUAUAAAAUGGCUGGAGAAAUCGUAAAUAGAGUUUUAAAACAGGUGCUUGAUAAGUGUGUGGCUGGAGCUUCAGUUCGGGAAAUUUGUGAAUAUGGGGACCAGCUUUUGACAGAAGAAACUAGCAAAGUUUUCAAGAAGGAAAAGGAGCUAAAAAAAGGAAUUGCUUUUCCUACUUGUGUUUCUGUAAAUAACUGCGUUUGUCAUUUUUCACCUGUGCCUAGUGAACCUGAUUAUAUCUUAAAAGAUGAGGAUAUAGCUAAAGUAGACUUAGGUGCACAUAUUGAUGGUUUUAUUGCCGUUGUGGCCCACACAAUUGUCAUAGGUGCGUCACCUGAGAAAAAAGUUACUGGUCGAAAGGCUGAUGUCAUAUUAGCAGCCCAUUAUGCAUCACAAGCUGCUUUGAGACUUUUGAAACCUGGCAUUGAAACAUACGCAGUUACUGAUGCUGUACAGAAGGUGGCUGAAUCGUACAAAUGUAAACCAGUAGAAGGUAUGCUAAGUCAUCAGUUAAAGCAAUUUAAAAUAGAUGGGGAAAAAACCAUAAUUCAAAACCCAAAUGAAGCCCAACGAAAAGAACAUGAAAAAUUUGAAUUUGACAAGUACGAAGUGUAUGCUAUGGAUGUGCUGAUUAGUACAGGAGAUGGAGUUGGUGAGUUUUUAAUUUCAACUUUCAAUAUUUUCGCUUUCAUCUCCAAUGAAAUCUGUCGCUGGAAAAAACGUCUUCAGGUCUUGAAGAAAAACUUCACUUGCAAGAUCAACUUUGUUUGCCAUUUUACAAGUGAAUACGUGGCACAUUUCAAAUUCACUGUGUUGCUAAUGCCCAAUGGACCACACCGGAUAACGGGCCUGCCAUUUGAGUCGGAUCUGUACGAGUCUCAAUAUUCCGUCGUCGAUCCCGAGCUAAAAACCCUGUUGAGCAGUUCUGCUAACCCGAAAGCGGCGAAAAAGAAAAAGAAGAAGUCAGAGAGUAUGUCUGAACAGCCAAUGGAAGUUGAAGCGGCUGCAUAACGGCGAUUCUUGAUGCACCUUUUCCCUAAACCGUUACCUAUGUUCGUCACUGACGCUCCCUCCCGCCAGUCCUCUGUUUUCCCAGUUCGUGCCCGAUUCUCUUCACCUCCGUAUGCGAGAAAGCUUCACGUAUCAUUCAUAAUUACGUGGAUUCUUAAUUUUUCUGUUUUUUAAUAAACGGACAAGGUACGUUUUUUUUUUUAUUUUUGGAUGUCACUUAAAGUCUAAAAGAUUUUAGUUAAGUGGUUCCAUCGCAGGUUUUACUUCUGUCGACCACGUCUUUUGUAAUGAGGAUUUACUUUAUUUUAAUCUUUUUUUAUUGAGUUUCUGUAAGGUAAGUGCAAAUAAAGGAAUAAAAAGACGUGGCUACAGUUGCUCUUGUAUUUGUAUACGUUUUUACAAGCUCCUCCCCAUAAAGCGCCAUCUCUAUUAGGAAACGGUAAGAAGCACGGCUCUUUUAAUUAACUAUUAAUACAUAUCUUUACAACAGCUUAAAUGCAUUAUUAAAUGAACACUAUUUAACCAUUUUAUAUUGCGCUCUCUUUUUGUGAUUAAUUCCUUAAUUGUUUAUAGUCACUUUUGUUUUAGUUAUGUUAUAAUUCCAAAUAUAAUUUUUGCUUUCUGCUUUUCUAACUAUAUUUAUUAACGAUUAAUAUAAAAGAAUCUGCUUUGGAAUCGCUUAAUUUUUGACACUUUUCCGAAAAACAGGUCGGUAAUUUGUUCACAUGGCAUGCAUUCCAUGUGUAAAGUGUUCUUUGCAAUUUUUCGUCAAGUGGAUUCCGAUGUACAAAUGUUUCUAUUCUUGUACAAAAAAAUAAUAAAGAAAAUCGUUACAAACUCGUCGCUCUAUGUGUCAUAAAGUUAACACACAUUUUCGGGGUACAAAUCGUGUCAUCAGGUGCGCCCUAUUUACCUUUAUUCCUUCUUUUGCUAUUUUUAACGUGGCGUCCACUAUAAUGGCUUUCUUUUGAAAAAAAGGUAACACACAAUUUGUACCAGUUUUAAUAAAUGUUAGCAUUUUCA